This is a messenger RNA of Seriola dumerili (greater amberjack), 4527 nucleotides long. It is a transcript of the gene bin2b, whose product is annotated as bridging integrator 2-like. The record is from RefSeq and is a predicted model, not a curated record. The coding region runs from base 322 to 2064 and encodes 580 amino acids. Lineage: Eukaryota; Metazoa; Chordata; Actinopteri; Carangiformes; Carangidae. Gene Ontology annotation, molecular function: protein binding; phospholipid binding. Gene Ontology annotation, biological process: plasma membrane tubulation; podosome assembly; phagocytosis, engulfment. Gene Ontology annotation, cellular component: cytoplasm; podosome; plasma membrane. The transcript has 12 exons.
CGGAGGGAGCGGGGUGCAGCUCCACCACAGCGCGGCUCACGUCUGCUCUACAGACCGGGACACGCACAAACGCUUCUCAGUAACCCCUUCAACAAGUCUGAACAAGAGCAGACUCCUGCUCAUGAUGACGUGAAGGACCUCGGUCUCAGCUGGGUUGAUCAAAGCCUGUGUGUGUGUGUGUGUUCGUGUCUUGACAUUUGCUCCACCUCCUUCGCCCUGAGCUGAAGUCGCAGUUGAGUCGCAGUGAGGCAGUUUCUCAAGAGGAAGCAGACGGGAGGUGGGCUACAGUCAGAGAGAGGAGAAGCACAGCGAAGAGUGACGAUGGCUGACAACAAGAUGGGCCCAAACCUACAGGCUGGAGCCGGAUUCCUCGCCAAGCGGGUCCAGAAGUCCCUGAAUCGAGCUCAGGAGAAGGUCCUUCAGAAACUGGGCAAAACCAUGGAGACCAAGGACGAGCAGUUUGAGCUUUGCUUCCAGAACCUCAACAAACAACAGAUGGAUGGAGGCAGGUUGUUUAAAGAUGUCAAAGCUUACUACACGGCAGUGAAAGCUGUGCACGAGACGUCCAAGCGGCUGUCCCAGACGUUGCGAGACAUCUACGAAUCGGACUGGAACGGGGUGGAGGACCUUGCCGUCAUUACAGAGAGUGAAGACUUGCUGUGGAACGACUAUGAAGAGAAAAUGAGUGACCAGAUUGUCCGAACAAUGGAGAACUACACGAGCCAGUUCCCUGAGGUCAAGGAACGAGUCGCUAAACGCGGUCGCAAGCUGGUGGACUACGACUCGGCACGUCACCACCUGGAGGCGCUGCACAGUGCCAAGAAAAAGGACGACGCCAAAAUCGCAAAGGCAGAAGAGGAGUUUAACAAAGCCCAGAAUGUCUUUGAAGAAAUAAAUAAAGAGCUGAGAGAGGAGCUGCCUGUUCUCUAUCAGAGCCGUAUAGGUUGCUACGUGACCGUGUUCCAAAACGUAUCAAACCUGAGAGACGUCUUCUACAAGGAAAUGAGUGUGCUUAACCGGGAGCUCUACAAUGUGAUGAAGAAACUGGAGACUCAACACUCUGGGAAAGCUUUCAUCAUCAAGGGUCUGAACAGUAGCACGUCAACCAAAUCAAAGAAGAGGAAGUCGCUGGUUAUCUCCAACCCCAUCCCCUGCAAUACUGCGUUCCCAGCUGACCAUGUCUCCAUCCACGCCUCCACCCAAAACGGUAAAGACGCUGCACCUUCUUCCCCUGUCCAGCGAACUCAAAGCAUCUCUGAAGAAACCAACCCACCAGAGGAGAGCAGCGUCUCAUCCAAAGAUGUCAACUCGUCAGACUCGGAUCUCAGCUCCAGCGGCAUCAACACGCCCAAGAGGCAGUCGGUGUGUGACAAUGAGAACAGCGACAGGAGCACAGGGGGUCAAAGUCCAGAGGACGCAGAGGAGGAGCCAGCGGCGGCUGAAGUUGAUGCUGAAGUUGAUGCUGAAGCUGAUGCUGAUGCUGAUGCUGAUGCUGAUGCUGCAGCUGAAGCUGAAGCUGAAGUUGAAGCUGAAGCAGCACUUGCUACAAAACAGUCGGAUGACUCCGGGGUGGGAGUUGCAAAGUCAGAAGCAGCAAGUCAGGAAGUGUCCAAUCCCUCUGACUCUGCAGAGAGCGAUGCCCCACACAGUCCGGAGCAGGAGGCUGUGAGUGAUCCUACAUCAGAGGAGGUCGAGCCCAAACCUGCACCAGUUCCUGCUCCUCGCCUGUCCUUCCACUCCACAGACGCAUGCCCCCUCCUCCCUGCUGAGGAGCAGGAGGAGACAAAAGAAGCACCAGUCAACCAGGAGACAGGAGAUGACUCCAGUUCCCACAGUCCACCUGGCUUCCUAUACAAGGGGGUGGCACUGGAGAGUCAUGCAGCGUCUGAAGACGGCCUGCUGCAGUUUGAACAGGGAGAUGUCAUCCUGGUGCUUGCUGACACUCGAGAGCAGGACGGCCUGGUGAAGGGGAUCAGGGAGGAGAGCUGGAACCAGCACAUGGAUCUAGAAAAGCACUCUGGGAUCUUCUCGGAAAAACUCAUCCAGCCUGUCGAGGUGGAGUGAGGCAAUAGUCACUCCUCAAAGUUUCUUCCUCCUCUGAACAGUUAUGAUGAGUCACACACACACACACACACACACACACACACACACACUGACACACACUCUCUCACACACACACACCCACCCACCCACUCACAGAGGGAGUGAACCCAUAUGUUUUGGGUGCAGAAACUGAACAAACAGAUGAGCACAAGUCCCACGUGGUUACUCACAUGCUAUGAUGUUGUAUCCUGUGGAACAACAGUGACUGAGCUGCAGAACAUUUUGUAUGAGAUGUUUGGAAAAGUUACAGUAUUUUGCUCUUUUUGUAUUUUCAAUGUCUUUCUAUACAACACUGUGAAACAAAAAACUUUUUAUAAUGACGCUUUAAUCUUUAAACUUGCCAAUAAAGUUCUAAGUAGAAGAGAAGAGGGUGUUGUCCUGGUAUGAAAUUUCCAGUAUUGUGCCAUUUAUUCAGAUUAUCUGUGAACUCCCACUCUAAGAGAAGUGGAUAUCAUUCAGUAAAUAGGAUUUGCAUUUUGUAAAUAAAGGAAAUUGUUGCUGCAAGACCGCAGAUAAACAGCGUAAGCUUGAGAAAGGACCACAAUGAUUCAGCAGAAUGGAAUGUGAAAAUAUUGUCAAGACCUGGAAAGGGAGACAUGUUGACUGAUUGACUGUGAGAAGUUUAUGGAGUCUGUCCUGUAUAAAAACCUACUGAGCUGGGGGUCACUUCCCCAGUUUGCCAGUUCUGCCUUGUGGACAUGAGAAACUGAAGUGAGUUUCUGCAUAUCCCCUGACUAUACACAAUAAUACUGUAGCCAGCUGGCUAACUAGCUAAUACUAAAAGGGGGGAUUAAAGGAUAGCUACAUGUAACUGCAGCGACGGGGAUGCUCAGUAACAUGGGUGUUUCAAGGGUUUUCACACAGAUCUCUGUGGUUUGGUGAUUGGAUUUAGACCUUUUUAUAUACAGUUUACAGUUUAGACUUGAGUUUGCUGUGGUGAACAGCUGGGGGCUGUCAAGAGUAAAGAAAUUAGCUGCAAUUUUCAUGUAUCCAAAGGAAUGACACAAGGCAGGACCACAUAUUUAGUCUGAAAAACAAGACUAUAAAGAGACAAUUACCAUUCCUGUGGUGCUUUACACUCACACAAACAGUGCGCAGAUUAUUAGCACAAUUAUGAUCAUUAAGAAAAGUGAUGGAGCAUUCCUGUACCUCAAAGAGAAAUGACAUGAGUUGUGUGUUAAAGGAAAUUCUGCCACUUAUAUUUAAAUUUGACUAUGUUUUAUGCUUUAACUACCAAAACCAAGCUUUUGUGAACAAGAUAUCUGGGUAUUAUAAUUUUUAAGUCUAUUUGUGCGCUGCUAACUAAUACAUUUAAGAGUUUGGCUGUACUUUGGCACAGCAUCUCUCUGUACUAUAUGCUAACAGUAGCAUACUAACAUGCUCACAUUGUGUCCAAAAUAACAUCUGAAUUCUAAGUAUGUAAAUGUAUCCACUAGUGCAGUAGUGUCCAUGGCAUAGACACUGCUACUGUCCCACAAUGUAACAUGCCACAUUCUUUAGAUGUGAAAAUUAACUGUCGAUGCAAAGUAACAAUGAUUAGUAUGUGUCUGACAUUUCAGUUGGUCACUGCUCAGUAUAGAGUAAGCUAUCGAGUGUCUGUUAUAUAGGGAGUAGUGAGAGAGUGAAUGAGAGAAUUAUUUUGGACAAUGCUAACAUGGAUGCUAAUGUUAAGGAGGUAUAACUUUUACCAUCUUCACCAUCAUUGUUUAGCAUGUUAGCAUUGCUAAUAUUUGCCAGUUACUACAUAAAGCCAAAGCUAAUCUAAUCUACCAAGUAUUUAGUCUUUAACCUGCUGAACAAAUUUAAAAAAUUUGACCUGAUGAUGACACUAGAUGAAAAGUUAAGGGAUCAGCCACAGCAGGUAACAUCAUGCAACACAGGCAGUGUGUCCUGGCCAUUAGGGGGACAUGAGUGUCAGAAACAAAAUCUCAUGGCAACCAAUACUUGUCAAGACAUUUUACUCAAAACCACAAAUGUGAACCUCAUGGUAUCACUGCACCAAAUUUCAUAUCAGUCCAUUCAGUAGUUGUUUUAGAUAUUUUACAGUCUGGACCAAGAUUGACAAACCAACAUGGUCAUCACUAGAGCCAUGCAGCUACCAAGGCUAAAAACUGGUCAUCUGACAUAAAACUAGGCGUGCUCCUCUGGUCUGUUCAAUAGAUGGGUCAGACUGACACUUUUAUUACCCACAGAGCACAGACAUACAGAACCUACUGUGAAAAGAGCACUGGGAAGAGGUUUUCACGUGGUGUGGUUCACUUGGGUAUGUUGAUGCCUAUGGGUAUUGCAGAAGGGGCAAGGAAAGUUGUUUGCUGAUUAAACAAACAUUUUUCAAAACAGUUGAUAACAACAUAAAUAUUGUGUAAAUAUGAUGUUCAUGCAAGGGUGCUGAUUUUAUAUUUUUAUAUAUUAUAUAUAUUUUUG